Molecule: messenger RNA, 4320 nt
Organism: Podarcis raffonei (Aeolian wall lizard)
Lineage: Eukaryota; Metazoa; Chordata; Lepidosauria; Squamata; Lacertidae
Exons: 8
Coding region: 775-4026 (1083 amino acids)
Molecular function (GO): protein binding
Source: RefSeq, a predicted model, not a curated record
AAGAUGAAUAUGACCUUUGGGGUCCCUUCCAACUGUACAAUUCUAUGAUUCAAUGACAUAUACAUAUAUAAUGAAACAGGAUUAGUGGACAAUGCUGAUCUGGCACUGGUAAAAGAGGAUGCUUCCUGUGGUUUCAUGGAAAAGAGGGCUUCGGAAGCUACACACAAUUCCUCACAAUGCCAUUCUAGAAUAUCUUGGAGGCAUUCUGCAAGCCAUGUUCUUGAUGGUGAGACGUCCUAUGCUGAGCACCUUCAAUGCAACUUUCAUGAUGUUUCUUGUGAUGUGGCUUUUUGGCAGGCUCAAUUUUUCAUCACACAUCCUUCCAAAACUACCCCCAGAAUGGACAGUGAGGUUUGGCCAACCUCAACAUUACUAAAAUAAGUUUUAUGGGGCAUGCUAGACUUCCCCCUUGGUGUGUUGAAUGUAGUUGGUGAUCCUGCCUGCCCCUUGCAAUGGCCAUCAGUGGGUAUUUGGCAGGGGGAGGGCUUGCAGACAAGGCACUGUGACUAGACUCCUCUGAACAGCGGAGUCUGUGUCUGUGAGAUCAGCACAGUGACUAGGAAAAUGAGAAACCUCAAAUUGACAAGUUCGUCCAUCGCUGCCUAGGAGUAAACCUCAUUGAACUCAGUGUGACAAAGGACUACUCCACUGCUGGCAAUUGUUCAUCAAUCAUGAGCCUUAAAUCUGGAUGACUUGCGGAACUACAAGCUCAGAGAGGCAUAAAUAUUCUGGCAUUUGCGAGAUCCUCAUCAUAUAGCGAAGCUGAAGUUUGCAAUGGCCAAACCCAGGGUACCCCCAAGGAAAAGUUGUAUGGUGGUGUUCGGUGCAUUGCAGCUGCUGCUGCUUUCCAAGGAAGCUGCCCUGCUCUGCCCUCCCCGGUGUCAGUCCUGCUCUGUAUCUGCAGCAAAAUGUGAGCAAGUCUCAGCACUCUCAGAAGUCUUAGUAGGUUUGUCAAGUUACACAGAGAAGAUACACCUACGUCAUGGGAACCUUAGUGAGAUUCCUCCACUGUCCUUCACAAAAUUCUCCAACCUCCAGUUCCUGUCAAUCACUGGAUUCCUAGUUUCAUCCCUGACCAACCUCACCUUUUCCACAAUUCAUGCCAACCGUCUGAGGGUAUUGAAUCUCAGCAACAACCACCUCCUUAGUUGCAUGGUUCAACCAAUGGCUUUCUCAGGUCUUCUGCUCCUGGAUGAAUUGAUUCUCACCAACAAUAGUUUGGACAUAUUGAGAAGGUCAUGGUUCUCAGAGAUGCCAAUACUCAGCAAACUCUUCCUUGGGGCCAACAGAAUUGCAUACCUUCCUCCAAGAACGUUUGAAAGCCUGGCCAAGCUGGAUGAACUGGUUGUGUCUUCUAAUUUGAUCCAGUAUCUUCCAAUGGACACUUUCUAUGGAUUGCCUCUGUUGACCAAACUGGACUUAUCAAGCAACAAAAUCAUGUUCAUCAACCACGAGGUUUUUCAGCCUUUGCAAACACUCAAACAUCUUCUACUGUUCCAAAACAGGUUGAGUGUCUUGCCCAUCCUUCCAGGUUCUGUAAACUUCUUAUUUCUUCACAAAAACCCAUGGGAGUGCAAUUGCCAACUGGCAAGAUCUAUGGAGCCACUGGUGGCCAAAAUCCAGUAUCUCGAUGACAUUGUUUGUGAUAGACCCCCCAACUUUGCAGGACACCAAGUGAUGAGCAUCAGGCCUGGAGAUUGUGUCUCUCUGUCUCCCUCUCCAUCCCCAACCACACACCUCCUGCCAUCAGCUCUAUUGAACCUCAGCUUUUUUUAUGGCUUUCUAGGAGGACUCCUCGUUGGUUUAAUUCCAGGCCUGGUCAUCUGUUGCUGCAUUCCCAACUAUUGUAACUGCACCCCCUUUGCAAAGAAGACUAAAGACAAACCACCGUCCCAAAAGAAAUCGACCAAAAUGUCCUCAAGCAAACAGAGGACCUCAAACGUGGACCCACCAAAACCUUCCAGUUUUCCCAUCAUGGAGAAUGCUGCAAGCCAUUCUGAAGGGGUCAACAUUGCUAGAGGGCCAUUCUGUGGCUGCUUCUGUGGAACCUGUAGAGCACAAGAUUUGGGACAGGCCAAAUCUUUCCUCAAGAGGCCGGUGGUUGCCUUUUUAUCUACAGAUCCUGUGGGUAAAACUGUUGUGACUCUCCAUGAGAAAGGAGACAGCCUAUCUUGCUGCCUGGCACACAGGGGGUGUAUCAACAGGGUGAAUGACACCUCUAGAUCUACCAGAGCCCAUGGCAGACAGGAGCAAUCAUUUGCAAAGAGGGGUGCAGGAUCCUGCUGCCCGUGCAUCCAGCAUGCAACUUUACAUCAGAUGGAGUGGAAGAAACAUGAGUUGAGGGAAGGAGUCCAUCACCAGUUGGAUGGACAGAUAUCACACCCAGAGACUCAGCUUGGUGGUGUUCAGGACCCCGAAGCAUUGGUCCAUAUAGAUUUUCCAGAUGGAAGUGCCCUCAAGAUGGAGAGAGACUCUUCCAUGUUUUACAAGACCCCUUCUGAGAGAAAAGAGUUGGCUCAGAGUGGAUUGAACUCUACUACCCAUAGUUGGCUGGCAACAAAGAAGAACAACAACAUGUCAAUGUCUGGAAGUCCUAGUCAUCACUACCAGGGUGGUAGUGGCACAUCUCGUAGAUGCAGAAAAGCCUCUGAAAAGAAACUGUAUGGAGAACGCUUCACAGAGGGAAGCCAUUCUAAGCACCCAACCAGAAAUGGACAGUCAUCUUGGAAGACUGAUAUUUAUUCCAAAGGCUAUUCAUCCUUGCCAAGCAAGGGCAGAAGCAAAGAGCAGAGGAAGCGACCAGGUGAUCUGCACACCCCUCCAUACUGUGGCAUGACUUCCACUUCUUGCCUUUCCAAUGUGCCCAGCCAGUCAGAGGAUUACAGCCCCAGGUCUCCAAAGGAUGCGUGUACUGAAAUGCUGUCCAUCGCACAAUAUCCUGAGGAAGGAGGGAGCAACUCCCAAUGCAUGGAUACUACAGCACAGGCCAGAACAAGAGUUCUUGAACAUAGAAAAGCUGGGAUCCAGCAACAAGGCCCAGACAUUUCCUUGUCAAGGAAUGUACCCACCACCACAAGAAUGUGGAAACAUAGAAGCGAUAGAGAGGAACCCAACCAGUACUGGAUAGCUCAGAGGAGGCACACUCAACACAGCACCACCCCUAGGACCUCUAGAAGGCUGGAUAAAGCUACCCAAUGGUCUUCCACUGACAAAGUCCACCUGAAAGAACAUGAAGCAGCCCUUGGUCUGCACCACAAUGCUGAGAGGUCAAAGUUGGAAGACGUCUGGCAACCAAUCUCUUUAUCAGCCCUUCACCCUUCCUGUGGAAUUCCUCAUCAUUGGCAGAGGGAAGGUGAUUUAGAGACUCCUCCUCUGGCCAACACAACAGCACUUGCCACUGUCUUCCCACCGACUAAGAACACCAUGCAAUUGAUUCUAAAAGGUCAGGAUAGGAGCCUGGGGGUUGUGGGGACAUUAGAAGCUAAGAUGGUGGUUGACCACAGAGUGGACAUGUACCCUCCAAGGGGUGUGAGCCUCAGAACCUUGAGUGAAGAAAUCCUGGAUGCAGAAGUGCCUUUAGAGUCUUUUGCCAUUGGCACUGCCAAUCCAUGUUUUGCAGAAGGUAAAGAGGACGGUGUUGGCUCAUCUUCCAAAGCAACGGAUCUGAAUUCCUGCUAUGACACUCCUAUCGGCCUCCUCUUCAUGACAGAUGAGAAUCUGUGGCUGCUGGAGCUUCCUACGUCUGAUAAGAGCUGCAGCAACAUGAUUUAUUCAAGCGUUCAAGGGUGUGGAUAUGAAGAGGCCGCAACUGUAACAUCAAGCUGCCCUUUGGUUCAGAAAAUGUGCCAGAUCAAUUUCCCCCUUCUGGCUGAAGAGGAAAGCACAAGCUUGCCAGGUGAGCCUACGGAGGCUGACUCAGCUGAUAUGAGGGAAGACUAUGUGGUUGCCUAUGAAAGCUCUUCAGGAAAUGUUGAGGAGCAAGAAGGCUGCUUAAAGACUGAACUUGAUGCCAAGUCUAAAAAGUAGCCCAGAGCGUUCCCCCACCCACACACUUGCUACCAAAGUAAAACUUUGUCAAAGGUGAUGAGGCUGCAAUCUCUUCCCUCAAUGGAAGUUGGUUCCAUUUUUCAAAAAGGAAUGGAUGAAUGUGUCAAUUUCACUGUGCUCAGUUUCUCAUUCCCCCAACACUUGGUAUUUUAAGUUCACAUUUAUGACACUGCAAUUUAGAUUUCAAAACACCCCUCAAAAACUUGAACUUUUUUUUAUUUUAUUGCCAUCAUAUUUUUUUUUGUCCAAAUAAAAUAAUAAAUAAAAACCCAA